This is a messenger RNA of Mesorhabditis spiculigera, 477 nucleotides long. The record is from the annotation of a GenBank genome assembly. NCBI's taxonomy places the organism in Eukaryota, Metazoa, Nematoda, Chromadorea, Rhabditida, Rhabditidae.
AUGAACGCGACGCAUGGGCAGAAUUGCUACGCGAAUCGGGAUGGCUACAUGUGCUGCAGCGAGCGGCUGGAGCUGAUCAUGCGCAAAAGCUUCCGGAAGCUGCGACGCCGCCUAGGGUUCCACGGCUGCUCGGUGCAACUGAUCGCCAACCAGAUCCAAAAAGACGCCGAGGCCACAUUCGGUGUCCCGUUCGAAUCUGUCGUCGGCAUCGACGACUUUGCCAUCCGGGCCCAUUUCGUGGGGGAAUUGACGUGCAAAAUCGAGCAGGACGGACGAUUUGUGGCUGCAUAUGCGACGGCGACACCGGAAAUCUUCCUCUCCAAAGCCUCGCGAAACAUCGCCUACGAAGCGAAACCCCGCGUGACGCCGGCGCAAAACAUCUCUGAAGCCGAACUGCUCGAGACCGAGCGGAACAUUCAGGCCAUUGCCGACCUCCUUCAGGGCGUCGACCAGCGGACUACGAUUCUCAUCCCGGAA